AUGGGGAAAACUAAAAUGCAAAAAAUGAAUAAAAUACAAUAUUUGGAGUACCUGAGAGGAAAAGCUUGUAGAAUGAGGGAAAGUAAAACAAUAAAGACCACAGUACAAUUAGAUGAUAACGUAGAUGAUAAUAGUAGAGUAGCGCCCGCGUCAUUGCUAAACCUAGAUGGCCAGCAAUUAGUCGCUAUUACCUCCUUCCAAAAUAGUUAUCUAAUCAAAAUGCAGCAACCUUGUGGUGACGACACUUUGUCUCCCACGGCAUUAUCACCAAUUGUAAAUAAUGGUGAACCAGUGUUAUACACGGUUGAGGUUAGUAGUAAUGUGAGUAUUUGA
Messenger RNA from Parnassius apollo (apollo), 333 nucleotides. NCBI's taxonomy places the organism in Eukaryota, Metazoa, Arthropoda, Insecta, Lepidoptera, Papilionidae. The record is from the annotation of a GenBank genome assembly.